UUUCCUCGUAUUCGGCACGGCAACAUUUGCAGCAGUACACUAUGUCUCUCACUCCAGAGCAGGUCCAGAUCAUCAAAUCGACAGUGCCCAUCCUCGUUGAGCAUGGCACUACCAUUACAACUCGAUUCUACCAGAACAUGCUCAAUGCGCACCAGGAGCUGAAGAACGUAUUCAAUAACGCCCAUCAGAUCAGUGGGAAUCAACCCCGCGCGCUGGCUCACGCGCUGUUCGCCUACGCCUCGAACAUUGAUAAUCUCGGUGCACUCGGCCCAGCAGUCGAGCUCAUCUGCAACAAGCAUGCAUCGCUCUACAUCCGUCCCGAACAAUACGACAUCGUGGGCACGUACCUCCUCGCAGAGAUGAAUGAUUUUCUUGGUGAUGCCUUUACGCCCGCCAUCCACGACGCUUGGGCAGCCGCCUACUGGCAGCUCGCAAAGCUGAUGAUCGAUCGGGAGGCGCAGCUGUACAAGUCUGCGGACGGCUGGACAGACUGGAGGCCGUUCAGGAUUCAGCAGAAAGUGCGCGAGAGCGAGGAGAUCACGUCGUUCUACCUUGUACCGGUCGAUGGCGGUAAACUUCCGAAAUUCUUGCCGGGGCAGUAUAUCUCGGUGCAGAUGGAGGUACCGGACUUGAAGACCUUGCAGGCGAGGCAAUAUUCGCUGAGCGAUGCGCCUGGCAAGGAUUACUACAGAAUCAGUGUUAAGCGGGAGACCGGCGUCGACAUGGCCAACCGUGCCUCUAUAGCCCACCCCGGCUACAUCUCCAACAUCCUGCAUGAUCAUAAGCAGGAAGGCGACAUCAUUCGGGUCUCUCACCCCUACGGCGACUUCUACUUUGACCCCGCCGCAGGACCUGCAGACGCUCCCGUCGUUCUCAUCUCUGGCGGCGUCGGCCUUACUUGUCUUACCUCCAUCCUCAAUACGCUCACCGAGCAGCACACAUCGCGCCCGAUCUCGUGGAUCCAUGCGGCGCGCACGCAGAAGGUCCGCGCAUUCGUAGAUCACAUGUCGGACGUCGUCCGUGAAAACAGCAACGUUCACACGGUGUUCUACACCACGACGCCCGCUCCGGAAGACGUGCGGAGCAUGCAUUACCACCACGCGGGGCGCAUGGAUUUGGGAAAGCUUGAUCGAGAGAAGGACCUGUUUGUCAGCGAUAAGAGGACGCAGUACUUCGUCUGCGGCCCUGUGUCGUUCAUGGUCGAUAUGGAGAGAGUGCUGAAGGGAUAUGGCAUCGAGGAGGGUAGGGUUCACGUAGAACUAUACGGGACAGGAGGCGUACCCAAGGCAUGAGCGAACAUCAUGAUCAUCGGACUAACCUUCAAAUAGUACCUGUAAUGUAUUUGUGCGUACCGGCCAUGCCUGUAUCAUUAGAAUGCACGAUAUCUCCUCUCAUUGCAUCUCGGUGUAAUUGACGCGAAUC
Messenger RNA from Laetiporus sulphureus 93-53, 1422 nucleotides. Its product is annotated as globin-like protein. Lineage: Eukaryota; Fungi; Basidiomycota; Agaricomycetes; Polyporales; Laetiporaceae. Gene Ontology annotation, biological process: cellular response to nitrosative stress; nitric oxide catabolic process. Gene Ontology annotation, molecular function: FAD binding; heme binding; nitric oxide dioxygenase [NAD(P)H] activity. The record is from RefSeq and is a predicted model, not a curated record. The transcript has 2 exons. The coding region runs from base 42 to 1292 and encodes 416 amino acids. Gene Ontology annotation, cellular component: intracellular anatomical structure.